Molecule: messenger RNA, 2174 nt
Organism: Nestor notabilis (Kea)
Lineage: Eukaryota; Metazoa; Chordata; Aves; Psittaciformes; Psittacidae
Gene: TSGA10
Product: testis specific, 10
Exons: 15
Source: RefSeq, a predicted model, not a curated record
AUUGAAGAUCUGAAGAAGAUAAACUAUGAGCUAAGGCAACAUGUCAUGCAACUCCUUGAUACGAAGCAAGUGGUGGGAAGUCAAGUGGAUAGGUUCACCUGUAAAAAUGAUCACCUGUGUAAAGAACUGGCUGUAAUUGGCAAACUAUCUGAGCAGCUGGAAAAAGAACUGCUAUUGAAUACUGCUGAUAAGGAGCUUAAGGAAGCAAAGGUUAUUUUACAAACAGAAGCUGGAAUGAAGCAAGGGAGGUCACCUUCAAAGCUCGAUGCCUUUAUUAAGACGUUGGAAGAGGACAGAGACUACUAUAAAAAUGAGACUGAGAAUUUGCUGAAGAUAUUUAGAAACACAUUUGCAAGUCCUAAGCAAACCAAUACUUGUGGCAUGACCUUUGCUCCAGACAUUUUGAAAAUAUUGAGAGAACGUGAAGACCUUAAGUCAACACAGAAGAAAUACGAGCGCCAUGUAGCAGAAAUUCAGGGUAACCUCAACGUUUUAACAGCCGAGAGAGACAAAAUGGUCAAUCUUUAUGAACGGGCACAGCAAGAGAUUUCCCGGCUUCGUCAGGAAGUUAUCAAGUGUCCAGGGAGUCCUAAAGCUAUGGCAACAGCUCAAGCUAUGUUAAGACAAGUGGAGAUGGAAAGGGAUACAGUACUGUCAGAUUUUCGAAGGAUGACUACAGAACGUGAUAGCCUCAGGGAGCAGUUAAAGAUUUCCCAAGAGACUGUGUUUAAUGAAAAGGCUCGUUUGGAACAGCGGAUUGAAGAGCUAGAAGCUACCAUUCAAAACUUAGAAAGUGAACGGUUAGAACAGGUGUCCAAAGUGACGCUAAUGAAAGACACCAUUGAUUCUCUGGAAACUGAGAUUAAAAGAUUGGCAAGAAAAGUACUGAACUCUGAAACUGAGCUGAGCCGACGGGAAGCUGAAUAUGUUUCACUUAAUUUAUUAAAUGAAAAGACAGAACAGAGUCUUUCAGAGGCUCAGCAAAGCCUUGUUAAGAAAAAAUGUGAACUACAAGUUGCUCAAGAGAAAAUUACACUUCUGGAUGAAAAAAUUGAUAACUUUUCAAGACACAGUCUCGUACAACAAGAAGAGAUCUGUGCUUUGAAGGGAACAGUUGCGCAACUCAAUAAAGAGAAGGCAUCUUUGCAAGGCUGUGUGGAAGAAGGAAGAAAAACGAUUGCUACUUUUGAGGAAAGCCUGGCAACUAAAGAGAAAAUAAUUACAGAUUUCAAGAUUCUGAUUUCUGAGUUGGAGCGUUCCAUAAAGAAAUCUUCUGAAGCGCUCUGUAUCUGUGAGAAAGAUAUCACCACUUUGGAUCAACAGCUACAAGAAACCACCAAAGAACUUGUGCAGGCUAACAAGAACAGAGAAUCAUUAGCUCAGGAGAAGGACAGGUUACAAGAGCAUCUUUCUAAUAUUAAGCAAGAAAAUCAGGUAUUAUAUAAAAAACUAGCGAAGUACCAAGAUGAGCUUGAUGAUACGAAGUUGAAAGCCCAGGAUUUAAACACAGAUGUUGUCAGGCUGAAGGAUGUACUGAAGUCUAAAGAGAGAGAGAGCUGUGAGCUUUUGGAGAAGUACCACAAAGCCUGUGAACAAGGACAAAGCUGGGAAGUAAAAUGCCAUCAAGCAGAAGCAGAUUGUAGCUCUGUUAGACUGGUACUGAUCAGUGCAGAGGCUGAGAACUGCAGGUUGAAGGAGAAAGUGGAGUCCCUUGAAAGAGUGAUGGAGCAACUGCAGAGGAAGUGUGACUCAUCCCAUUCUGAAAUAGAGCUCCUGAGAAAACAACUGGGAAAUGAAAGAGCAGCUAUGAAAAACCUGGAAUCUUUGCUUCUGUCCAGUCGUGAGAAAGAACUUCAGUCGCAGAUAGCAAAGCAAGAAAAAGACUCUGAAAUUCAGUUGCUCAAGGAACAGCUUUCUGUAGCAGAAGAUAAAGUCGCUGUGCAGAGUCGAGAUUUUACUCAGCUCAGAAACAGAGCAGCUCAGCUAGAGUUGGAACUGGAUAUGACCAAAAGACAGCUGGGGACUGAGCGCACUGAAAGGCAACGUGUUGUAAAGGAGCUUCAACGUCGGAAUCGUAUGAUCUCGUAUCAGUUAAACUCUACAUUAAGAACAUCAUCACCUGAACAUUCCCGUCAGCCAUUUCCUGAUUGGUCUCCAGACUGCUCCCUGGAAGG